Molecule: messenger RNA, 3845 nt
Organism: Patiria miniata (bat star)
Lineage: Eukaryota; Metazoa; Echinodermata; Asteroidea; Valvatida; Asterinidae
Exons: 3
Coding region: 374-1717 (447 amino acids)
Source: RefSeq, a predicted model, not a curated record
CGUGCGGAAAUAGGUUGGGUGUUGUGUUUUCCAUGCUUCACGGAAAUCGGUCUGCUGCGCUUGUGCACCGAGUGCACGCGUGAUCACGCGAUCUGUAUUGGGUGUGCUUUGUGGUACGUGUUUCCGUGUUAUCGAGAUCGAGGCGCCAUUUUGCAUGCGGAAUUGCCCAUGUCAUUUGUCGUCCACUCUCGAUCUCACAUUCACAAAUGUUCCGUGAUUUCAUUCCGGCCCUUUGCCGUUAUAAUUUGCAGACCAGACAAGUUUGAAAUCUUUGGUUUCAGCCCUGGGCGCUCUUCGAUUUCCUCGUCAAGAAAAUCCCGUUGUGGAAUACCCACGCUUUUAAGCUGUCCUGUCAGCUCAUCUAGAAUCAUUAAUGGGUGAGGAGUUUACGAGCAAAGGUCUGAAAGACGUCAUCAUGAGUCUGGAGGAGGAACUAGCCGAGAUCAAGGAGGAGCCCGCGCCCGGGGAAGAGGCGAUGGUAGACUACUUUGGGAGGUGCGAAGAAGAUGACGAAGACGAUGAUGACGACGAUAAUGAUGCGGACUUGGAUUACGAACCCAGGAAAAAGUCAAAGCGUAGGAAGCUAGUGAGAAAACAAGGGAGGGGCUUGAGGAACAUGACGUACUCUCACGAGCAGCGAAUGCGGAUGGGGUAUUAUGGUGCGAAGUGGGGGAUUAAAGCCUUAAAGAAGAAAUUCGCAGGGGUGAAGGACAGUACCGCUCGGGAUAUGUGUAACUGUGUGAUGGCCCUCGUGGUGGACGGGAUCCUGACCCUUGACCUACCGCUCGAGCAGCAGGUCAUCCCGCCAAAAAUGAGGAAUGGCAUGCCUGUCCAAACGGGCAAACACACGAAGGAGAAGUCGAACGUUGCCGAGCCCGGACCAAGUCGGGAGGCGGCGCAGAAUAAGACAGAGGAGGCUCCGUCUCCUGCUACAGGAAUUGGCGGGAAACCUAAGUCACCCGCUGAUGUCACCAUGGAAACGGGUGAUUGUGCGUUCCUGCCUAAAUCGACGAAACAUGCCGGCAAAUCUCCAUCUCCGGCCUUGUCUUUUCAGGACAAAGUGAAGAUCGGUUUCAUCGCGGCCAAGGAUGGAUCCUGUGUGGCGGUGAAAAGGUUCGACGUGUCGGACACCACCGUGAGAGAAUGCCGCAACGUUGUCAUAAGAUUAUUCGAGUCCGGGAAACUCUCCGAGAUUGUUCCGCUUGAUCAGCAAGAGAUACCGGCCCAAGAGUCCGGCGCAGCCCAUCCCGUCAGACGAGGUCGACCACCCGCCUUCGCGGGGAGAUUCAUUUCGCCAAUAGCAGCCAAAGCUCCUUUGGGCAGCUCUCGAAUGAUCACUGAGAACAGUCCACCACAAACAGACCACACACCACCGACAAUAAACGAUCAUCUCAGUGAGAGAAGCGCGCCCUGGAAUCCGUCCGAAGUCCCGCCCAGCCCCAUUCCCAUUCCCAUCAGGCUCAGUCCAAGCCCCAUCCCUGGCCCCAGCCCCCGGAUUGACAACGCCCAACUACACCGCGGUACAAGAGACAUUUUCCUGGGCAGCGAUUUGGCGUUUCUGCGGUGGAGGAACAUACGCAUGUCACUGGGCUUCCAGAACGACGAAGCAUUCGCUAUGCAUCUCAUGGACGUACACGAUGCUUUCUGUUCUACGUCUUGUAGGGGUGGAGGAAGGAAUGAACACCCACACGGAGCCGAGGUCAAUAAUCACUGCUGAAUACUUACCAUGGAGGAAGUAAGAUGAUACUACUUCGUAAGAAUCACUGCGCCGUUUGUAUCUGGUUAGAUACAGCAACAAGACAGUUAGACAGACAUCCCGACAAUCUGACAAACAGGAGCCACAUCAGCUCUGACUCAGACAGUGGAUGAGGGGAUGAGGCGUUAUUAUUACCCAUCAGGCUAUUUUGCACGGAUUUAUUUUCUCUCUCUAUAUAUAUAAUUAUAAUUAUGAUAUCCGGGACGUCGAUGAAAUGGGGCAGUUCUGGGUAAACUCAGUGUUUAUUCAGUCAGUGUACGUGCACCAAGCUGAAAGAUUUAAACACAGUUUUGAUUAUCUUUGUUCAUGACAUGGAGUUAGCCAUAAUAGGCUUUUAUUCGUUCUACUAUGUAACUUAUCUAACAAAAUGAUUUUGGUAAUAAAUUGGCGUAUCUGUAUUAAUAAUCAGCUAAUAUGCAAUGAGGUUUUUUGUGGCGAAACUCUUGAUCUGGAAUUCACGUUAUUUUUUAUGCACAUUCUUGAUUCGGUUUUGCUGGGUGUAGGCUUGAGCUCGAGAGUGAUUUCCCUUUAAUAGCACAAGAGCAAUUAUUCAUUUCGCACAAUGAGAAACGAAAGGAGUCUACUUUCGCACAAGUUUCGAAUCAAAAUUGCAUAAAUAUUUGUUAUUACUCUAUCCUGUGUUUUAAAUGUGAUCUUUCCGGCGUCUCUCGUUCGACAAUUAUUUUAUAAUCGCUAAACCUCUGUUGUUUCUCUAGUUUCUAAAUCCUUUUCGUAAAAUUUGGAUACAGCUGUAAAGAAUGAGCAUGCAUGCUUGUAUAAUGUAAUGCUAAUUGUGUGAUAAGAACAAACUUUAAUGUACUUGAACUUAACUAAGGUAUACGUUUCUUCACAAAGUGAAAUGUUUUAUUUCACGUUUUAUUUCAUUGGAAUUUUUACAUUGCGUCUUCAAUGGUAACGAAAAGAGUCAAAGCAUCGACCUAAUAACGAUCCAAGCAGGCUAUACAAAAAAGUAAAUUUCCAGUUCUUUUUGAACUUUCAUAUAUUAGUUUGCGUGGAUGAACCGAAAACAACGGAAUGGAAUUUUCACAUUGCGCCUUCAAUGGUAACGAAAAGAGUCGAAGCUCAGGCGAAUAUUUCAUCGACCUAAUAACGAUCCAAGCAGGCCUAUACAAAAAAGUAAAUUUCCAGUUCUUUAUGAACUUUCAUAUAUUAGUUUGCGUGGAUGAACCGAAAACAACUGAUCAAUUCGGGUAAUGGGUGUUACAAUUACUGUAGUUUGAGUCAGGUCCUGCUGACCGGGAGUUUGAGUAGUUUCACAGUAUUGGUCCCGGCUGGUACAGGAAAUAACUUUGGUAUACCGCGUGAAUUACGAUUCAGAUCAUGUUUCAAUGUUCAGAAAACUUGGGCAAACAUAUUCAGCUCAAUAAGUCCACGAGUAAAACACAUUGAUUUGAUCACAUCCAACACAUUGGAAUCCACCCAAAAUCAAAGACAAUUUUGGAGAAGUCGUGAUUUUUGUGGUGCAUUCGAUUCCACUUUUUUUGUCUGAAUUAAAAAAAAACGGUUGUUCGCUGUGAGUUCGUUCAUGUGUUUUAUGCAUUUGACAUAUGUCUAAUUUAAGUAAUGAAAAAAUAUUGUUCUUAAGCCACCAGGAUGUUUUUGUCUGUAAUUGAUUUUGUUUUCUGGCUUUUAUGAUUAAUAAAAACAAUUACGUGCUCAUCGAAUUUGCUUUUUCUUUUUUGCCGUUUGGAUUUUCAAUUGGUAAAAAUUAGAUGCAGCAGAGAACGUAAUCAUCAUUAUCUUAAAUUUUGAUUACUGGUUCAAAUUGUCGUUUUAUUGGUUACAUUUAUUUCGUUGAAUUAAUUUACAAAGUAAAAGCGUUAUUCGGAACCCAGUAUUGCUGAGGAGUAGAGAUAUGUCGUUAAAUAUAAUUUCACGAUCUACACUGUAGGAAAUUUAGUUGAACAACUUUAAAAUAAUAGUGUGACAUUUUCAUGAACAAAUUACAUUUUACAAAAUAAGUUAUUUCAAACUAUACAAAUUCGUGUAGAAUUAUUAUUUUUACUUAUUUUUAGGACAGGAAAUGCAGGACUACCUUGAAUAAAACGAAAGCAAAAUGACUCCUAAA